This is a messenger RNA of Ixodes scapularis (black-legged tick), 5438 nucleotides long. RefSeq lists its product as uncharacterized. The record is from RefSeq and is a predicted model, not a curated record. The coding region runs from base 1 to 5388 and encodes 1795 amino acids. Gene Ontology annotation, molecular function: catalytic activity; nucleic acid binding. The transcript has 2 exons. NCBI's taxonomy places the organism in Eukaryota, Metazoa, Arthropoda, Arachnida, Ixodida, Ixodidae.
AUGGAUUACGUCGAAGUGGCAGGUGAGGACAUCUCACCGGAAGAGUGUACAGCAGAGGCCGGCUGGCUCGUGAGCCACCGACAACGGGGCACACGAGCCCUCAACAAGCUAGGCCUCACGGCGACGAGCACAGCCAAAAACGACGCAGGUGGCCGGACAGGAAACCGAAAACCACUUCAGAGACACAGGAAACAGCGUCAGCAACCAGCCCUCCCACGCGAGGACAUAAAAAUCAUUCUGCGGCCACGAGAGGGCCUCGAUGUUACCAAGGUGAGCUCCGCGAGGCUACGCGACGGCGUAUUUUGCGCCAUCGGUCUCAAAGAGCAGGAAGCCGAGGGAGACCUGCUACGGGUCAACCCGGAGAAAAACAUCAUCGUGACAAGCACACCAAGCAUGGAACGAGCUAAGAAAUAUAACUCCAUUUCAAAAAUCUGCAUCGCAGGCAAGACCUAUGAAGUCACCGCGUACGCGGCGCCGCCAGAGGAUACUGCUAAGGGGGUUAUACAUAAUAUCCCAGAUUAUGACACCGCGGAAGACAUUACGCGCAGCCUUGUCUACAACAAGAACCCUACCAUCCUUCAGGCACAAAGAAUGGGAAAAACCAACUCGGCGGUCAUCGUCUUUGAGGGCAACAAAGUGCCCUAUUAUGUAUAUUACCGUGGAGCGGAGUACCGGUGUUUCUUACAUAAAAAAAAGCACGAAGUGUGCUCCACCUGCGGAAAAGUGGGACACCGCAUGGACGUCUGCCCGACGCCCGAAGACAAAAUAUGCCGCUCUUGCGGUGCAAAGAAUCCACGAGAAGGGCAUAAAUGUGACCCCAAGUGUGCCCUGUGCUGUGGGGAUCAUCCCACUGGAGACAAAAACUGUAAUAACCGGUUCCAAACGCCGUACCUACUACGGAAGAGACAGCGAGAAAAAGAACGUCAGAAUGGCGCUGGUCAAUAUGGCGGGCACCGAAACGCAGAGUCGACGUCCGUUCUGGGUGACAGCGAGGGCGGCGGGAGAACGAAAGAAAGGGGGACGAGAGAUCGUUCGGGCUCCUUCCCACGUCUACCCCACCGCGGAUCAGGGAGCGACAACGACGCGGGACAGCGGCAGCAGCGCCGGUCAAGAUCUAAGUCAAGAUGCCGAAGCCCUAACACCCAAGGCCGACAUGAGUCAAGAUCGACAUCCCGAGGCGGCCGACACGAGACUCCGGGAGGAACCAAGCAGAACAAGGUGAGCUGGGCUAGCACGGUCUCCCACAGCUCGGCUCCGCAGAAUGCAAAGAAAAAGAUUAGCAACCAAACUAGCGCGCAACAGGCAGACAGGCAGCAACAGGGGGAACUCACCAAAAUCAAGCAAAUGCUAGAGAUGGUAGUCGCCGAGAAUACAAAGCUAAAAGCUGAAGUGGCAAAACUAAGAGGAAGCGAAAACGCCGACAAACUAGUCCCCGAAACGCAGGGUCCCUCGAAAUCGCAGGCCCCACCGCCAGACCAGGGCAAGGCAAACACACCACGACCCACACAGGUCCUGCUAGCUGAGGACUCGUUCAGUGACGAGAUGGAAAACUCGGAGCCCGAGUCUCCUCCCCCGAAGCGUAAGGCGAAAGACCCAACAAUAACAAACAUCCCAAGGCUCCCAAAGAGAGCAGAAAAAAGGGACGCAGAGACACUGCAGCAUUUCGGGGAGAAGCUGAGCGAAAUGCUCACCACAAAAUUCGAAGCCAUGCUGGCGAAAUUUGCCGAGAGCAUAGGCACGCAAAUCGCAGCACUUAACGCUAGGUGGAAUUGCCGCGGGUACCGCCGCAAAAGGGGGAACCUACAGCAAUUCAUAGACAAUAAAAUAGCAGGAGAGGCGCCAGACGUCAUUUGCCUGCAAGAAACGGGAGCUUUGGCUAAACUUUCGGGGUACAAACCGUACUACAGUGAGGAGGAACCGGCCUCGGACGAUAAACGUAUAACAGUAGCGACCCUCGUUAGACGUAAUCUGCCGGUUAUACGGCGCGAUACCGGCAUAACUACCGUGGACCACGUCCUCGUGGAGAUCAUCUCAAGCCAAAAAAGGGGCAUGGGAAGCCUAUUUGUAUUAAACGUAUACAGCAACCCACGCAAGCAACAUAGAUUCGCGAACCUGUUUCGCAAGACAUUAGACAUUGCAAAGCGUCAAACACUAGUGAUAGUAGGUGAUUUCAACGCACACCACCCAGCCUGGGGAUACAAGCGGGAAAUGAUCAAAGGACGGAAUCUCUGGCUGGAUGCCCAGCAGGAGAGGCUGUCUCUGGUCACCGACCCCGCGUACCCCACUAGGUUGGGAAACAGCGUAUGUGCGGACACCACGCCGGACCUAACAUUCACAAAGAAUGCUAAAAAGGAAGCCGAGUGGCUAAACACGCAGGAAAAUCUAGGAAGUGACCACUAUAUAGUGGCCACAAAACUAGAAGCGGGCCCCCACAAACCAAAAAAGGGCACGCAGCUUAAGAUCGUCGAGUGGGACGAGUUCAGGGAACUAAGAGCAGCCGAACGUUAUUCAUGCGAGGACAAAACAGGGACGCACGAGAUUGAGGACAUCGAGUCGUGGGUCGAACAGCUUCACACAUGCGUACAGAAAGCAACAAAGACCAUUCCGGAGGAAGCCGAACUAACACAAGCCGACGCUAAGCUUCUGCACAUGUGGGAAGCGAAGCAAGGCUUGCAGAAAAGGUUAAACAAACAAAAACUAAACCGCGCACUUCGUCGACGUCUAGCGAUCCUUAAUAAAACAAUAGAGGACUACGCAAACCAGCUGUCGCUCCAAAACUGGCACAGCACGUGCGACGGUAUGGAACUACAGAUGGGCCUUGCAAGAACCUGGAAUAUCCUUAGGUACUUAAUCGACCCAGAUAAAAGUAAGACCACGCAGAAACACAAUUUAAGUAAAAUUCUGCACACCUACCAGGGCACGAACGAUGACCUAAUCAAGGAAGUCCGCAACAGAUACAUCGGGACCAAUCCAAAAGAACAACUUAGAACAUACGCUGGAGCCUCGAAUGAGACUCUUGACCAACCGUUUACGACGGCGGAGGUGCGGGGAGCCAUACUAGGUCUCCGCACCAAAUCCGUUCCGGGUCCGGACGGGGUAACAAACACAAUGCUGAGGAAUCUAGAUGACGACUCCAUCGAGGCUCUCACCAAGUACAUGAACAAGUGCUGGAAGGACGGUAAAAUCCCCACACAAUGGAAGACCGCUAAGGUUAUCAUGAUACCGAAACCGGGCAAAAAGCUAAAUCUGGAGACCCUGCGGCCCAUCUCGCUCACCUCAUGCGUGGGGAAGCUGAUGGAGCACACAGUGUUAAACAGACUAAACAAGUAUAUGGAUGAGAAGGGACUCUUUCCCCAUACCAUGAUAGGUUUUCGGCCCAGGCUCUCGACUCAGGACGUGAUGCUGAGGCUCCAACAUCAAAUUAUAGAUGGGGAGGAAUGUUCCCCGCUAGACACCAGGGCCAUUGUGGGGCUCGACCUCACAAAGGCGUUUGAUAAUGUAAAACACGCAGCAAUUCUAGAGAACUUAGAACAGUUGGAGGUAGGUCAAAGGACCUACGACUACAUCAGGGAUUUUUUAUCUGACAGGACGGUCACCCUGACAGUAGGGGGGGUUGAGUCUGGCGAGCUGGAGUUGGGGAGCAGAGGCACGCCGCAAGGCUCUGUCCUCUCGCCUUUCCUCUUCAACGUCGCUAUGAUCGGCCUGCCCAGCCUCUUAGAGAAAAUACAUGGCCUAAAUCACAGCCUGUAUGCUGACGACGUCACACUCUGGGUGGCUGGCGGCAGCGACGGGCACGUGCAGGACACACUACAGCAGGCAAUAAACGCGGUGGAAGGGUACGUGGAACCGAAAGGCUUAAGCUGCUCCCCACAAAAAUCGGAGCUGCUCCUUUAUCGGCCAACCCGGAGAGGGCAGAAAAAGGAAGCAACCACCGAAAAACCACGAAUUCAUCUAUACGCUUGCGGGGGGCUGCCCAUCCCGGUAGUACACAGCAUUAGGGUCUUAGGCUUGAAAAUUCAGGAGAACGGCCACAACAUCGAGACAAUCCGAACACUCGAAAAAAGUGUGUGUCAAACCACCCGCCUCAUUUCGCGGAUAGCCAAUAGGCAUCACGGAAUGAAGGAGGGCAACUUAAUCAGGCUGGUCCAGGCAUUCGUCCUGAGUCGAGUAACCUAUGUCGCUCCCUUCCUUGACCUCAAGGCAGAUGAGCGCAACAAAAUCAACGCUUUAAUAAAAAGGGCUUACAAGCAGGCAAUUGGCAUACCAAUCACGACCUCCAACGAGCGCUUUGAAGCACUAGGAUUGCACAACACGCUAGACGAGCUUGUAGAAGCACAGAGGAUAGCGCAGAUGGAAAGGCUCACCAAGAGUCCGACUGGCAGACACAUCCUCCAGACGCUACAUAUCAACUACGAAGGAAGACUCGGGGAAAAACACGACAUUCCACCCGAUAUCAGGGUGCAUAUACAUAUCCCACCAUUACCAAGAAACAUGCACCCCGAACACAAUACGGAACGCAGGCAGGCCAGAGCACAAGCACUAGAUAAAAGGUUCGCACACCUCGAGGACGUGGUUUACGUGGAUGCCGCAGAUUACAGUAGUCGCGACGCCAUGGCCACAUCGGUAGUUGAUCGAGAGGGCAAGUUAAUUAAUUCUGGCACGGUCUUCACGACUUCAUCCGAGGUUGGGGAGGAAGCAGCCAUUGCACUGGCAAUGACCUCGUCCUCCCAGAUCAAAUUCAUAGUAAGCGACUCCAAGCCGGCAAUUUUAAAUUACACGAGGGGACGCAUAUCGUCCGAGGCACUCAAAAUUCUACGGACCGGUUUCCACGGAGAUCGAGUUAGGGGAGUUCACAUCGUGUGGGCGCCAGCUCACUCUGGCCUCCCGGGGAAUGAGAAGGCGCACGACGCGGCUCGAGGCUUAACCGACCGGGCCGACGUCACCAACAUCUUUGACGCACACUCGUUCCGCCGGUCGGACAGAGACAGGCUGGUUGCCUAUCGGGACGUGAUGAACCACUACAGGCUGGGAAGGGCUAAAUACCCCGCAGCAGACAGGACUCUGUCCAAAUGGCAGGCAGUGGCGUGGCGCCGUCUUCAAACUAAUACAUUUCCAAACCCCGUGGCGUACAGUCACUGCUAUCCGGGGCUUUACUCCAGCGCAUGUAAGCAUUGCGGGGACAGGGCCGACCUGCAACAUAUGGUCUGGGCCUGCCCCUUUAAAAAACAUAGAAACAACAGAAAUAGAACUCAAACUUUAAUGCUAAACAUUAGAACCUCCGAGCAGUGGGAGACCGUGCUGCUCAGCUCGGACCCGGGUGAACAGGUCCGUCUGGUCCAGAUGGCCGAGGCCGCCGCCAAGGAACAAGAACUCCUGGCCGCCGACUGAGGGGGGAGAGGGGGAGGCUCUCUCAGCACUCCCCCUUCCCUGACCCCAUC